Molecule: messenger RNA, 1845 nt
Organism: Dictyostelium discoideum AX4
Lineage: Eukaryota; Evosea; Eumycetozoa; Dictyosteliales; Dictyosteliaceae
Exons: 4
Coding region: 1-1845 (614 amino acids)
Biological process (GO): protein folding
Molecular function (GO): ATP hydrolysis activity; ATP-dependent protein folding chaperone; ATP binding
Source: RefSeq, a predicted model, not a curated record
AUGAAACAAUUAGAAUUCACAGCAGUUCAUGCAAUAUUUAAAAUAUUAUCAACAUCACUAGGACCAAAAGGAUUAGAUAAAGUGAUUGUGAAUAUACAAAAGAGUAAAACAUUUGAAAAAAAUGAAAGUCAACAACUCGAUACUGAUGAUUUGAUAAUAACAAAUGAUGGUGCAACUAUCAUGAAAUCAUUACCUAUUUCACAUCCAUUAGGUAUUAUAUUACAACAAUUAUCAAAUUCAAUUGAUGUAUGUGAUGGUACUACAUCUGGAGUUAUUUUAGCUUGUAAAUUAUUAAAAGAAUCAGAAAAACUAUUAAUCAGAAACUAUCAUCCAAAUUUAAUCAUUAAAGCAUUCACCAUAGCAUAUGAACAAUCUAAAUUAUUAUUAAACUCAAAUUCUAUUGAAUUAUCAAUAACAAAUGAUUUAUUAUCAAAUAAUUUUAAUAUUAUUAAUAAUAAUAAUAAUAGUGGUAGCGAAUAUGAAACAAUUAAAAUACUUGAACAAAUUAUAUCAACUUCAUUAUCAUCAAAAAUAUUAAAUAGCUAUGUAAAACAGUUUACAAGAUAUUGUUUUGAAGCAAUAUCAAUAAUUAAAGAGAUAGUUAAACAUAAUGAUGAUAAUGAUGAUGAUGAUGAUGAUAAUGGUUUUGAUGGUGAUAAAAUCGAUAAAAUUAGAGUAUUUGAUAAUAUUCAAUCAAAUGUAAAAUAUAUUAAAUUAUUAGGUAAUAAUAUAUCAUCAAGUAAAUUAAUUAGAGGUAUAAUAUUACCACUAAAUUUAAAUUAUUCAAAUUUAAUUUCAAUUAAUAAUAAUAAUAAUAAUAAUGAAAUUUCAUCAUCACCAUCACUAGCUUUAACUUUUAAUGUAGUUUUAAUUAAUUUUGAUAUUGGAUAUAUUGAUGAAAAUUCUUUUAAACUUAUUCAAUAUAGUAAUUUAAAUUUUAAUAAAAGAGAAAUGAUUGAAAAUGAAAAAAGACAAUUGGAAAUUAAACAGGCAAAAGAAUUUAUUGAUAAUUUAAAAAAACAAAAUACAACUUGCAAUAAUAAUAAUAAUAUUAUAAUUUUUUCAAGUAAAAGAAUAUCAUUAUCUUGUUUGAAAUUAUUACAAGAUAAUAAUAUAAAAACAAUUUUUAAUCUAGAUAAUAAUCAAUUAUUUAAUAUUCAACAAGUUACAAAUUCUUCAGUAAUUUUAAAUUCAAUUACAUCAAAUAUCACUAAAAAUAGUAGCAGUAGUGGUGGUAGUAUUUUUGGUAAUUGUAAUUUAAAUAUUUUAUUUGAAAAACAAUCAGAAUAUUACAUAGAGAUUAAAAAUAAUAAUUGUAAAAUAUGUACAUUUUUAUUAAAAGCACCUUCGAUAUUCAUUAUUGAAGAAGUUCAAAGGUCAUUAAAUGAUUCAAUUUCAAUAUUAUCAUUAAUUGUUGAAAGUAAAAAGGUUAUUGCAGGUGGUGGCUCAAAUGAAAUAAUGUUAUCGGUUGAAUUAGAAAAAUUUAUAAAGAGUGAUAAGUUUAAAGAAUUAAUGAAAAAUGAAAAACCACAAGAUAUUAUUAAAUAUAUGAAUAGUAUAAAAGCAUUUUCAAAAUCUUUAGAAAUAAUACCAAAACUAUUGAUUAGUAAUGCUGGUUUCGACUCCAUAAUAUUAUUUCAACAUUUAAAAUCAAUUCAUAAUAAUAAUAAUAAUAAUAAUAAUAAUAAUAAUAAUAAUAUUUCAAUUAAUUUAGAAAAUGGUAAAUUAUGUAAUAUGAUAGAUUUAGGAGUUAUUGAAUCAUUAAAAGGAAAAGAAAUAAUGUUAAAAAUGAUUAUUGAUACAGUUUCUAUGAUUAUUAAAAUAGAUCAAUUAAUUAAAAAUUAA